Messenger RNA from Phytophthora infestans T30-4, 1503 nucleotides. Its product is annotated as protein phosphatase 2C, putative. Gene Ontology annotation, molecular function: protein serine/threonine phosphatase activity; cation binding. The record is from RefSeq and is a predicted model, not a curated record. Lineage: Eukaryota; Oomycota; Peronosporomycetes; Peronosporales; Peronosporaceae. Bases 1 to 1503 code for a protein of 500 amino acids. Gene Ontology annotation, biological process: protein dephosphorylation. The transcript has 4 exons.
AUGCUGCUUGUUUUCCAUGCUUCUGAUGUGAUCCAGUCGACUGUAAUCACGAACCUGGUCACACAGAGCACCGCACAAGUGGAUGCGUACGCAGUGCGGUUUCUGCUUUCGAGUGCGCAGCUCGAAGUUGCAGCUGCUUCUCAUAUCAAAAACUCAAUUAUAAAGCCCCGCGGUUGGUCGUUUCAGGCUGUCUCGCCUUUUGCGCUUCAUCCAUCGCCUAAGUUGAAGCGUAACAGCGCCGGUCGAAUGGGCUGCAUCUUGACCAAAGUCUGUCUGGACGAAGACCUGCUGAUGCUGGGGGACUCAGCGCCGUACGAGAACGAGCCAGCGACGCCACAGUCUCGCCGCUUCUCGCGGGCCAAGACGACGCUGCUAGCGGUGGAACCUACGAGCGACGUCUCUGGAUUGCAGGAAUCGACGCUCAAGAAAAAGCAGAAGCAGACGAAAGACGCCGAACCUCCGAAUCUACUCGUGUAUGGGGGAGGCGUUCCUGGUCUCGCCUUGGAUGACAACAGAGUGGAGUUGCCAGAGUUCACAAGCGUCCGAGAGGGAGGCUACAGAUCCACAAACGGGCGAUUACAGUGGGGCACGCACUCCAGAGCAGGCAAUGACCCGCUGCGACGUCGUAAGGAGAAUCAGGACGCUUUGUGUGUCUGUGACGCUCUGGCUGGAGACUCAGACGCUACUUUCUUCUCGGUUUUUGAUGGCCACGGACCCCAGGGGGCCUUUGUGAGCCAUUUUGUAAGAGAACAAUACCAUCGAGCAGUUAGAGAGGCGUAUACAGGGCUGGCUUCUGCUGCCAAUAGCAAUGGAGCAAGUGUGCUAACUAGGAAAGCGAGUGUCUCGUGCGACAUCGCGUCAGAUAUUUUCCAGCGAGCAGCGCGGACAGUUGUGGGUGAGUUGGACGCUAGCGCCAUCGACAUCAGUGUGAGCGGCACCACAGCUGUGGCUAUGCUAGUGCGCAAGACGGACGUAUUUAUUGCCAAUCUCGGAGACAGUCGAGCUGUAGUGGCGAGGUAUUCAGACAAGAGUAAACGAUAUGAGCUGCACUGCGAGACGAAGGAUCAUAAACCGGAUGUACCAGAGGAAUGUGCUCGAAUUGAGCGGAAUAAUGGACGAGUGUUCGAGUGGGGGUCCUAUCGAGUCUGGCUGCAAGACGUCGAUAUGCCCGGACUGGCCAUGUCACGCUCGUUUGGUGACUCGGUGGCCAAGACUGUAGGGGUGACAGCAGAGCCUGACGUGACUGCAGUGGAAGAGCUGAAGUUCAGCAGUGCAGACAAGAAAAAUGGGGAGAAACCGCCUGCAUUCGCAGUACUCGCCAGUGACGGCAUUUGGGAGUUCAUGACAACAGACGAAUGCAUCGCUUUUGUGUCUGCGUGCAUCGUUGACUCGAGAAUGUCACCUCAAGAAGCGUGUACAGCGCUUGUAGAAGAGGCGUGCGAUCGAUGGGAUGCUGAAGAAGACGUGGUUGACGAUAUCACUGCAGCCGUCGUCUUCUUUUGA